Messenger RNA from Lontra canadensis (Northern American river otter), 1739 nucleotides. RefSeq names its product glucosylceramidase beta (gene GBA1). The transcript is spliced from 11 exons. Bases 55 to 1698 code for a protein of 547 amino acids. The record is from RefSeq and is a predicted model, not a curated record. Gene Ontology annotation, molecular function: glucosylceramidase activity. Gene Ontology annotation, biological process: glucosylceramide catabolic process. NCBI's taxonomy places the organism in Eukaryota, Metazoa, Chordata, Mammalia, Carnivora, Mustelidae.
CUAGUGGAUCCUGCAUUCUUCCGAGGCUGGAACCCCACAGCCCCUCACCUGCUGAUGGAGUUUUCAAGUCCUCCCAGAGGAGAAUGUUCCCGGCCUCUGGACAGGGCGGGUGUCAGGGCUGCCCGCCUCACGGGACUGCUGUUCCUUCAGGUGAUAUCGUGGGCAUCAGCCCUGGCCUCCGCUUGUGCUCCCUCCCACCCAGGUGCCCGGCCCUGCAGCCCUAAAAGCUUCGGCUACAGCUCGGUGGUGUGUGUCUGCAACGCCACGUACUGUGACUCUCUUGACCCCCUGACCCUGCCGGCCCCGGGCACCUUCAGCCGCUACGAGAGCACGCGCAGUGGACGCCGGAUGGAGCGGAGUCUGGGGACCAUCCAGGCCAACCGCACGGGCACAGGGCUCCUGCUGACCCUGCAGCCAGACCAGAAGUUCCAGAAGGUGAAGGGGUUUGGAGGGGCCAUGACAGAUGCUGCUGCCCUCAACAUCCUCGCCCUGUCCCCCGAUGCCCGGAACUUGCUGCUCAAAUCUUAUUUCUCUGAAGAAGGCAUCGAGUACAACAUCAUCAGGGUCCCCAUGGCCAGCUGUGACUUCUCCGUCCGCACCUACACGUACGAUGACACCCCUGAUGACUUCCAGUUACGAGACUUCAGCCUCCCCGAGGAGGACCUCAAGCUGAAGAUACCCCUGAUUCACCAAGCUCUGGCGCUGGCCCAGCGCCCCGUGUCACUGUUUGCCAGUCCCUGGACAUCACCCACGUGGCUGAAGACCAAUGGGGCCAUGAAUGGGAAGGGGUCGCUCAAGGGUCAGCCUGGGGAUAUCUACCACCAGACCUGGGCCAGAUACUUUGUGAAGUUCCUGGAUGUCUAUGCAGAGCACAAGCUACACUUCUGGGCAGUGACGGCAGAAAACGAGCCUUCGGCAGGGCUGCUCAGUGGGUACCCCUUCCAGUGCCUGGGUUUCACGCCUGAGCACCAGCGAGACUUCAUUGCCCGGGACCUGGGUCCCGCCCUUGCCAACAGUACGCACCGCGACACCCGUCUGCUCAUUCUGGAUGACCAGCGCUUGCUCCUGCCGCACUGGGCCCAGGUGGUGCUGGCAGACCCAGAGGCAGCUAAGUACGUGCACGGUGUGGCCGUGCACUGGUACCUGGACUUCCUGGCCCCAGCCAAGGCCACCCUGGGGGAGACACACCGCCUCUUCCCCGACAUCAUGCUUUUCGCCUCGGAGGCCUGUGUGGGCUCCAAGUUCUGGGAGCAGAGUGUGCGCCUGGGCUCUUGGGACCGGGGAGUACAAUACAGUCACAGCAUCAUCACGAACCUCCUGUACCACGUGGCCGGCUGGACCGACUGGAACCUGGCCCUGAACCCAGAAGGGGGGCCCAACUGGGUGCGCAACUUUGUGGACAGUCCCAUCAUCGUCGACAUCGCCAAGGACACGUUUUACAAACAGCCCAUGUUCUAUCAUCUCGGGCACUUUAGCAAGUUCAUUCCCGAGGGCUCCCGGAGAGUGGGGCUGCUGGCCAGCCAGAAGAACAGCCUGGAUGUAGUGGCGCUGACCCGUCCCGAUGGCUCUGCGGUUGUGGUGGUGCUGAACCGCUCCCCGAAGGAUGUGCCUCUCACCAUCGAGGACCCUGGCGUGGGCUUCGUGGAGACGCUGUCCCCGGGCCACUCCAUCCACACCUACCUGUGGAGCCGCCCAUGACGGAGCCUGGGUGUGGGCAUUAAAGGGGUACAGCCAGCUCA